CACACGCCGCACGCACCCCCGCGCGCGCACCCGCCCGCCGCUGCGCCCUCCAUCCCGGCUCGCGCGCUCUCCCGCCCUCCCGCCUCCCCUGCGGUCUCUCGCUCUGCGCGCACACAUCGCACACACGCACACGCACACGCACACACACACGCGCACACACGCAGCCGGCACAGGCGGCGGCGGCGGCGGCGGCUGCCCAAGUCAGGACGAGCCUCUCCAGGUACCGUCUUGAGCAGGAGGCGGCGGCGGCGGCGGCGGCGGCGGCGGCGGCGGCAGCCCGAGCAUCACUCCGCCCGAGAGGCAGCGCCGCCAGAGUUUCCGUUCCUUUGGCCGUUCCCUUCCCCUCCUUUUCUUUAUUUUUCGAGAGGAUUUCUUCUUCGCUUAUUGGUUUGAUUUGAUUAAAAAAAAUUUUUUUUCUGAGUGCCCUCCCCUAACCCCCCCAACCCCCCCCCCCCCCCAUUUCCUCCUCAUUUUAUUUGCAUCCAGAGCAUGGCGGGCUGCGGGCUGUCGGAAGACACCUUCUUCUCUUCCUUCUUUCCCAACUACGGCUCCUCCUGGGAAACCCCUUCCAGCCAGCACCAGCUCUCCAGUCUCCAGGGUCUGUCGCGUCCCUCCGGUGCCCAAUCUGCCACCGACACCUACCCCGCCCCCACCUCCCAGCCCAGCGGGAACCCAAGAAAAGAAGCUGGAGCCGGCACGUUACCCCCCGAACAACUCCGGGCAAAACCGAGGAACUCGAGCGCAACCUUCCCCAAGUCGCCGCGGGCGCCGCGCCCCUGCGCGCCCGGCGCCCGCCAGCCCUCCCGCCCUCCGGUUGCGCCGAGGGGCUGCGGGGCCGCGAGCCCCCCGCGAUGGGCUCUUUCUCCUCCUCCGCUCCCCCCGGGCCCGGAGCCACCUCUUCCCCUAAAAUGGCUGCAAUCUCAAGUGGAGGCGUCCCCUGACCCCGCGGGGGGGGGGAAGGGGGCAGAGGGGAUGCUCCGGUGCCCAGAACCCCUCGCCUCCCUCGGCGCGCACAGACACCCCACCACCACACACACUUAACUUUGAUGACUGUGCAAUGCAGUCUGGCUGCAUCGUGCCCUCCACACUCCCCCCCGCCGCCGGCCUCUAGGUGUGCAUG
Pipistrellus kuhlii (Kuhl's pipistrelle) is the source of this 1120-nucleotide messenger RNA. RefSeq names its product vegetative cell wall protein gp1-like. Bases 490 to 1041 code for a protein of 183 amino acids. The record is from RefSeq and is a predicted model, not a curated record. NCBI's taxonomy places the organism in Eukaryota, Metazoa, Chordata, Mammalia, Chiroptera, Vespertilionidae. The transcript has 2 exons.